AUGAAUUAAAUUCAAUAAGAGCUUAAUGCAAUUCCAACUAAAAUAUUUAAGAAUGCAUAAUGGAUUUCAAAAUCUUUGAGUGUAAACAAACGAAAAAGUCCAAAUUAUCCAUGUAAAAGAUGGGGACAUACAGCAGUAUUGCAUGAUAAAUAUAUGUAUGUAUUCAGUGGUUGUGGGAAAUCUGAUAAUCCCAGAUAGUGGGAAUAAAUAUAUAGGAUGGAUUGUAUAACAUUUUAGUGGGAAAGAUUGAAUUCACCAUCAUAAAAACACCCUACAGGUAGAGAUUCUCAUUGUUGUGUAUGUUUAUAAAAUAAACUAUAUUUUUUUGGUGGAUCAAGCAAUGAAUUAAUUUUGGAUGAUUUUUGGAGCUUUGACAUUGAAAGUUCUGAAUGGAGUGAAAUAGAGGUACCAAAAGAUAUGGAAGGGAGAGAAGGACAUUCUAUGGUAGCAUUGUCAUAAAGAUUAAUAUAUAUCUAUGGAGGAUGGGAUUAAGUAUAAAACAUAAUGACAGAAUCACAUUGGUUAUAUGAUAUAAAAACAAAUAAAUUUUAAUAAGUGACUCAUUUCACUGGAGAUGAGAUGAUAAAAUUGGAAAGUCAUACAGCAAAUAAGAUAGGGGAUAGUGUUUAUAUUUUUGGAGGGUAAGGACAAUAAUCGAAUAAACAAUUAGUAUUUCAUAAAGAUUUAUACAAAUUAGAUUUUGAAAAUAUAAAUGAAUUACAUGCUAAAUUUGAUUAAUUGUUGUAAUAAGGAGAAGAUAAAGGGGAGAAUAUAGAAAAUGAUACAGUAAUAAGGAUUGAAAAAAUAAAGGCAAAUGGAUCUUAAUAGCCUACUCCAAGAGCAUCACAUUCUGCAGUUGCUUAUGGAGAUAGAUUCUUAUUUAUAAUAGGGGGAGAAGGGUAUAAAAUAUAUAAAUAUUAUUAUUAUAGAUAUUAAUAUGAUCAAUAGAAAGAUAAUGAAGAAGUAGUGAUUGAAUAAGAUUAAGAUGAUAACUAAAAUAUUGAUGAAGAAGAAAAACCGAUAUUUCCAAAAAAUGAUAUAUGGAUAUUCGAAACAGUUAUGAGAGUAAGUAAAUUGAAUAAAUAUUUAGACAUGGAGUAAAUUAUAGCCAAAAUCAAAGAAUCCAAUAUUUUAACCUAGAUUUUCACAUAGUUGUAUUGUUUAUAAGGAUUAAUUUAUAAUUUUUGGAGGAUUGAGAAGUAUGGGGGAAGUCUUAGAAGAUAUUAUGGUAUUACAUCUUAAAGAUAGUGAAAAUAAUAUAUUAAAAUAUGCAAGAGAUGAAAUGAAAAAUGUAUGCAAAUAUUGUUAAUUGAUCUAUGGUAUUCAAUAAGAGGAAGAAAUAUCGUAUCAUAAAACUAAUGAAAAUAAUGCAAUCAAAUUACCCAAAUUAUCAUUAACAUUUGUUGACGAGUACUAUACUUUUUUAAAUAUAAUAGAAUUUCUAAACUAAUUCAAUGUCCUAUGUCUUGUUUUGGAUUAUUCUUAGACAAUGUCAAAUUAUCUGAAGCUUCUGAAAUCAAUUUUGAAUAUGUAUUCUUAUAAAGAAAAAAGAAAUACCAAAAUACUGUUGAUGAAAUUAGAGAUAAAAUACCUGUUUUGAUUCUUUUUGAGAAAGAUCCUAAAGAAUUAGAAGAUUUGAAUGAUUUUCUCUUUAAUUUUGACAUAUCCAAAAGAAAAUGGACAACUGAAAAUUAGAACAUAGAUUUAAAAAAUGAAAGUGAGUAAAAUUAAGUUUUGGAAGAGUAGUAAUUACUUAAUAGGAAAUAAUAUGCUAUGAAUUUUAAAAUUGCGUCUUUGAGAUUAGGUGAUAGUGUGUUAAUCUGUCAUAAAUCAUUUAAUAAUUAUUACGUUGGAUUGAUAUCCAUGAACAAUCAGUUGAAUCCUAAUGAUGAAACCUUGACGUUCUACAAUUAUACUAUUACAAUAUCUAAUGGUACUGAAAGAAAGCUUGACUCUCCUGAAAGUAAAUACGUAUUACUUAAUGCAAUUACUCAUUUAAUCAAUGAAGAAGACUUUAUUUUAAAUUGUAAUUAUAAUUACACUAAAAUAUUUAUCUUUGAUUUGGUUCGGAUACAUACUUAAUUAAAGAUAUUUGAACUCAGUUUAUUUAAUGAUGAUAUAAUCUCAAAUCAAUCUUUAGCAUAUGGCUUAAAAAAAGAUGAUGCAAUUAAAUAUCCAGAUUUUUCCUUAAAGGAAUAUCUCAAAUAUUAUUCACUUGAGUCUUUACCAUUUAAAGUAUCUGUUCAGAAUCAAUACAUAAAUAUGAAUAAUAAUGUUUUAAGUAGAAUAGAAAAUAAAAAUAAAGUUUCUGUAAGUAAUGAGAAAAUCGUUAAUUAAUUGAGUGAAUGGACAGAAUCUUAUGAAUUAAGUAUACUUACAUAAAAUAAUUUUGGGAUUCUCCUCUAUUAUUAAGGUAGAUUGAUUAAUAGAUAUAGAAAAUAAUUGGGAGUGUAUCCAGGAAAUCUAGAUUAAAGUGGAUAUAUAAAUAUUUAAAAAAUAAUUAAACCAAAUAUGACAUUUGAGGUAAAUAAUUUGAAUAAAUCUUAGGGAUUUAAAAAUUCAUACUUAAGGUGUAUUUUACUAUAAACUUUAGAAGAAUUAGAGGAAGAGUGUGAACCAGAAAGAAGAAAGGAAAUAAAAAUCUGAUGUUAUUGUCUAUAUAUCAUAAUAAUAAUUAAUCGUAAUCUUUUGGAGAAGUUUUGGAAAGUAAACAGAAAUGCA
Paramecium sonneborni is the source of this 2721-nucleotide messenger RNA. The record is from the annotation of a GenBank genome assembly. Lineage: Eukaryota; Ciliophora; Oligohymenophorea; Peniculida; Parameciidae.